Platichthys flesus (European flounder) is the source of this 1683-nucleotide messenger RNA. It is a transcript of the gene stmnd1, whose product is annotated as stathmin domain containing 1. Gene Ontology annotation, molecular function: tubulin binding. The record is from RefSeq and is a predicted model, not a curated record. The transcript is spliced from 5 exons. Gene Ontology annotation, biological process: regulation of microtubule polymerization or depolymerization; microtubule depolymerization; neuron projection development. Bases 155 to 1135 code for a protein of 326 amino acids. Gene Ontology annotation, cellular component: neuron projection; cytoplasm. NCBI's taxonomy places the organism in Eukaryota, Metazoa, Chordata, Actinopteri, Pleuronectiformes, Pleuronectidae.
UUAGCGACGGGCUCAUGGAGACCGUGUGUCCGUGUGUGUGAAGGAAUGCCAGUAUGGCACGUAUCGAGGAAAACAAACACACAACGAGCUGGAAUUAAAGCUUCACAUGUAUGAGUGUUACUGACUCGCUUUACAUCGUUGAUUCGUGGUGAAUAUGGGAUGUGGCAGCUCCUCGGACACCGCGGUCAUACCGCUCGCACGAGAGGAGCCGAAGAGAGACGAGGAUGAGACAGGAAGUAAACUCGGUACCCGUGGAGACUCCGCCGUGUCAAAGGGCACCACAGACAGUGGGGUGGUGAUGGAGAACAAAGCGAUCCCUGAGUUACCUGGAGCGAUGCCAAGAAAACUCCCUCCUCUGACAUCUGAGCGUGUCGGAGAAAGUGUGGCAGACAGAAUGACACAAGAGGGAUUACUGCAGCAUGAUGGCACAGUGCAGGAGCGUCAAAAGUCCAGUGACAUCCUGGAGGAGCUGCUGAGUCAGGGCAUCAUCCUGGUGGGACAGAGCAGAGAGAGGGGCAGCGUGGCUGGAGAGGCCUACAGCAUCAUGGUGGGAACUCUGGAUGACAGAGAUGUGGUCAGGCAGAGGCCUGGGAGACUGGAGUCCCUGAAGACCAUAAAGGAGCAAAGUCCCCCCUGCAGAGAAGAGCUAGAUGAGAAGAUGAGACUUGUUGAAGAGAGACGCAAGUCAAAGGAAGACGAGCUCAAGAUGCGUUUAAGGACCAAGUCGGCACGUGUACGUGUCCUUGCCCCUGUCUCCAGUGCAGCCGAAUAUGAAGACACGUCCCUCACACCUGUGACACCCCUGACCUUUGACCUUACACCGAAUCCAAUGUUGCACAGCCAGAUUACAAGCAGGACGGCUGAGGGAGGGGAGUGUGUGAGAGAGGCUGGAGGUGAUGGCAGAGAGAAUGAAACGGACAGAGGAGAGAAUAGCACAGAGAGAGAGAGGAGUGGAGAUGACAGAGGGGAAGGUGCAGAGCAGGCGAGUGAGGACAGUGAUGAUGAUGAUGAUGAUGAAGAGGAGGAGUUUAACCAGAUGAAGGAGCUCCUGGCGGGCCAGCUCCUCACAGCCUCAAGGGAGCUGGAGAGUGAUUCCACUUUUCAACACGUGGAAGACAAAGAGGAGAAAUUUUAAAUUAUCACAUGAAUGAGCCAACAAUCACCACUAAGACAAAGGAAGCCAAAAUGAUUCCUGUUGCACAUGAGGAUAAUGAUAGAAAUAUAAAGUACAGUGAAUGUUUUUUGAUUGAAAGAUGUAAUUAAGCCAUGAUGAGAUGGAUGAAUUAGGCUAAUGUCAAUGAGAAUAUCUAACAUCCUUUCCACUGCAGGGAGGCACAUCAGCUUGUAAAUUCUUAAUAUAAUGACUUUGCUCAGUAAUACGCACAAGGGAAUAUGAGGGUUUCUUUUCUAAUGCAAUGUUAUUGAGGUAGUUAUUUAAUAAACAAGACCAAGGCUUAAUGCUCUGGCCAACACACCAAAAUAUUUCUGAUUUAGCAUGUAAAUGGUGAACUUUGGGCUGCUGGACACAAGAUGGCGGUGUCUCAGCAGGAUGAAGUUGUGUUACCCUGGAACUGAAGUCUUUGAAAAGAGAAGUAGUGAAGAGGUUUUGGUGACAGGCAAGGAUGUGCCUUCUGAAAUUAUAUGUAAACUGAUGUUGUUAAUAAUUAAAAAAACUCACUUCUU